Stereum hirsutum FP-91666 SS1 is the source of this 1944-nucleotide messenger RNA. RefSeq lists its product as uncharacterized. NCBI's taxonomy places the organism in Eukaryota, Fungi, Basidiomycota, Agaricomycetes, Russulales, Stereaceae. The annotation marks the transcript as partial. The record is from RefSeq and is a predicted model, not a curated record. Gene Ontology annotation, molecular function: protein binding. The transcript is spliced from 11 exons.
AUGCCUGCUGUGACGAGAGCAAAGACAGGAAAACUUCCUGUCCGGCGAAAAGUCAGCGAGGCCGAUUCAGACGCUAAUGAUAGUCGACUCACCUCACCGGAGACGGACGUUGAGGCCAAAACUGACUCUACUUCGCUCGAUGAUCAAGGUAGACAUUUGGACCCAAAGAGGUCAUCAACGCCGCCUCCGGCCAAACGAGCGAAGACACGGGGCGCGGGGGCCAAAGCCACGACGAAGAAACAGAGCACUGGCCUUUCUAGGCGGAAGAAAGGCCGUUUGAGCGUACUCCCCACUCUAUCACUAGACAUUCUUUUCGAGAUAUUCAGCCACCUCGCGCCUGCCGAUCUCCUCCAUCUUUCGCGUGUCUCCAAAUCAUUUCGCCAAACCCUGCUGGUUAAAAGCCGUGCUAGUCUUUGGAAGCAGUCUUGGGAAAAUUAUGACCUCCCAGGCGUUCCCCCACCCUGUCCGGACGGUUGGUCCGAACCUGCCUGGAUCGGUCUGCUCUUUGGAGGGCCCUUCUGCCAGGCGUGCGGAGCCAAGACUGCUAACGAGAUUGAUUUCUGGCAUCGUCGCCGAGCAUGCAGUCCGUGUCUGUCAGCAAGCCUCAUCCGCGAAGACGAGGCGGUCAAACUUGUAUCGGAUUCCGAGUGGCUCGUCUAUGUGCCCAGGGCCAGCGUGUACCCGCGGAACUCGAAAGGCGUACUGCUACGUGAUGAAUGGUUCCUCACAAAGGACGUACUUGAUUUAAAAUCCCAAAUAAUUACCCUCACCGAGGGCCUCCAGCCUGCAGAAAAAGAAGAAAAACUGGAGUCUUUCGAUGACAACCAGGCCCAGUCGUAUGAGGAUCUGAUGACACAUGUGGACAUGUGCGAGAGGUGGACCCGUAAUCUGCGAAGCGCACGAGCAUUAGCCAUUUACUCGAAGAAGGAAGAGCGACGUACGGAAGUCGAGCAGCGAUGCGUGGCUAAGGGAUAUACAGCCGCCGAUUUCGCCUCAGUUGCCUCGCACCGCGAAAUACGGAAGCUUCGGGGCGAUAAUCCCGUAUCCGACCGAGUCUUUGCUCGAAUAUUCCCACAUCUUCAAGAGGGACUCGAGAGUGCUAAGUCCAAGAGACUGUGGCGCGAGCGUGUCGACCGCAAGGAGCGUCGCGCCGAGCUCGUACAUGCACAGUAUGCUGAGUAUUGGACGAAGCUCCAUCCACACGGUUUGAUGUUUAUGCCAAAAAAGGCUGACUUUGACAAGCUUGGACGGAUUGGGCCUCUCCUCGAAGACGACUUGGAACCCGACGACGAAUUUAACGCUCGCGUGCAGCAAGCGAUCCAGGACUCGGUUGAGGAAAUCAAAGCGAGGGCAGUCAGGCUCAAGACAUUGGUCCUCUCCUCUCUACCCCCGGCCACACUUACCGAUUCCGCACCGGGCUCUCCCUUCGAUAUACCGCGAGAGUUGAAGCUAGCGAAGAAUGUUUACACUCGCAAUCUGGGCACUGAUGCUCUUUAUGGGCCGGAGAUUUUCACGGCUCGUUUUAAUUACGAUGAUUGCGACGUUCCGUCUCUCAACGCGUCUGCUCAGGCCAUGGUCCUCGAGCUCCUCAAACUGCUUGGUCUGGAUCCCGACACAACUACAACGGCGGAUCUGUAUCACUUAGAUCCACGGCUUCUAGAUCAUCUUGUGGAAAUGGAUCUCAAGAAAGAUCCCGACCACUGCGUCCAUGCUUGCAAAGUCUCGAAAGGGGAAGAACGACGUCGGGUCGAUAAUGCAUGGUCGUGCGGAACAAGCUGGGGCUGUUCACACUGCACAGUGCACUAUACAGCGCUCCCGUAUUACUCGCCCAAACCUUCGCUUGAUAUGGUGAGAUGGGUGCGUCUCGAAGAAGUCAAACUGCACCUCCUGAAAACACAUGGGAUAGACAAACCACGCCAAGAGCUUGACUUCUACUAUGAUCCA